This is a messenger RNA of Penicillium griseofulvum, 309 nucleotides long. RefSeq lists its product as uncharacterized. NCBI's taxonomy places the organism in Eukaryota, Fungi, Ascomycota, Eurotiomycetes, Eurotiales, Aspergillaceae. The record is from RefSeq and is a predicted model, not a curated record. The transcript is spliced from 2 exons. Bases 1 to 309 code for a protein of 102 amino acids.
AUGGCAUCCAAUGCUAAAGUUAUCUCAACUAAGGUGAUCGGCAUCCUUUCUUUGGGCGCACGAAUGGCGAAGGUCGGAUACGUGGAUAGAACCGAUGCAUGGAACAGACCAUAUCUCAGCCUAGAAUUUCAAGCGAAGUUCAAGGCAACUUCUGAGAAGAAACUGUCAUCUCUAAAACCGGAGACUGAUAUGGUUUCUCUUCAGGGGACUCCUCAUGCGAGUGAAUCUGACAACCGCAGGCAUUUUACUGCAGUGGAGAUGGAUGGGAAUGGUGUCGUCAUAGCAAAAAAACAUCUUGUUGUGGAAUAA